Molecule: messenger RNA, 23375 nt
Organism: Spirodela intermedia
Lineage: Eukaryota; Viridiplantae; Streptophyta; Magnoliopsida; Alismatales; Araceae
Source: the annotation of a GenBank genome assembly
AUGGGCCGCCGCCGCUGCUGGUCCCCUGCCGCAGAGAGGGACUGUGGCGGCGCUUUCGGCCAACGCAGGUGGCGGUGGCGGAGCAGCCGUUGCGAUUUCCCCGGCGGUGGCGCGUCGUCGAGCGGCAACAACGCGCAUGUGCGUGACGAAUCGUGGGCGAUCUGACAGUUGCGAGGGACGGCGCCGACCUAGUGGGCCCCGGCUGGCCGCUCGCCUCGCCCCGAUCACGUGGUCUUUUCUCCCGUAUGACGACAAACGGGAGCAGAAAAAAAUUCCCGCCAAUUGCAUGCCUUAAUCAUCGUGCUGACCAGUCAACAUUCUACAAGUUAUAAGAAUUUACCUUCCUAGACGUAGUUAAUCACAGUACGCCACGGUCGUGCUCGGCGACGCUUGGGCGGUGGCCCAGCCGCCGGUUCUAUUCGGGCCCAGCCGCCGGUUCUAUUCGGGCCCAGCCCAGUAAGAAAUUCAUGCUCCUCGGUACUUUUCUUUUUUGACAAUUUAGCAGCAGAACAAGGGUGAAAUGGGAAAUACACAUUUAUCGAGGCCGAGGCAGCGGUAGUGCCUGUGUGACGCGGAGGCCAUAGGGUGUCCGCCGCCCACGUGGCAAAAGGUGGAAGAACGCCAUGCGCGUGCGAAUCUGGCGAGGGCGACGCGUCAUUUAUCGAGUGCGGAACGCGGGAGCACUUUUCCCGCCAUCACGUGCCCCGCGCAACGGUAAAGCUGUUGGGCGUGCGGCGUUCCCCAUAAGAAUGGACCUAAUUACCCCUGUAUAUGGACAUUUUCCCCUUCCGGAUGAUGUCGCCGGACGUUUAUGUCCUACCGCUGUCCGUUGGCUGGCUUGAAGCUCACUUGACCGGCCUCAUGGAAUUCCUCGGCCCUGAUUCUCCCUCGGUAAGCUCUCUGCUCCGUCCUCUAUCAGACUUCUUCUCGCGUUUUCGUAUCAACGUGGGCCUUUUCUUCCUUUUGAUGCAUCACUUUCUCCGUGCGUCUAUCAUUCUGAAUUUUCCGCUCCGUAUGCACGUAAAACUAAGAAUCAGGAGUUUGUCUUUACAUUUUUCACGUAUUCAUCUGUUCUACGUCGACGAAACAUACAUGAUCCUCAAGUCGGUGGCCUUUUUUUCUUCAUAUCAUUUUCCGCCACCCCCCGUUGUAGAUUUUUUUCCGAAACUGGCAGGCUCUCUUCUGGAAGGAGAGAGGUCGGUUCCACUAGGUGAGAAGGUUUUAUAGUUUUUCAUGAGCUCAGAACUUUUGUUCUCGGUUUGAAGUGUUCAAAUUUUCAGGUCUUCGCCGGAAGUAGACUAUCGCCUGCUUCAAGGACGUAUAUCCUUCUCUCUGUUUAUUAAGGAACGUGUUCACCUCGACUUAUUUAUUUUCCUUUUAAACGUGAAAUCGAUCGCGUAGCUUCAGAACUAACGAUCCUCUUCCCUUCCUUAACGUUGUUUCACAGUGUUAGGCUUCAGGGCAAAUUUAGUGACCAUAGUAACGGGUACCGCGCUUUGUUUGACGAGGAGAAGAAGUCCAUGUAUGUUGCAUGUAUUGUUUUCUUGAUGAAGUUCUUGUAUCUAAUCACGCACGAAAACUACGAGAAAGUUAUCGAAAUAAGUAUCCUUGGGUUUGAGAACACAUCAUGUCAGCUCGACAAAUACCGUGCCAUUGCACCAGGAUCGUGAAAAUGAUUUGGUUUUCUUUUCAGAUCCCUGCAACUUUCUCAUCUUGCAUGAAUAGUUGCAAUGCAUUGUGAACCUAACCCUAACUAAACACAUGUUAUAUUUAGCUAUGUUGGGAUGCUUUACUAAAGAAGGAAAAAGAAAAGGAAGAGAAUAGCAUUAGCUUUGCUAAAUUAAUACUGGUUUCCAUAGGAGGUGUCCGCAUCAGCAGUCUCGAUGAUAAAAUUUAUUAACACUAGAAAGCCACCAAGGGAUUCACUUUCUGAAAGAGAGUGGGGCAUGUCAGUUAGCCCAAAUAUUUAGCAAUAAUGUUCACCUAUAUUUUUCUAUUUUGAACUAUUCAGUUAAAUAUUUAUUUUUGAAAUUGUUUAUCGGGUUUGUCUCACAAGGCGGAACAAAGUCUUCGAGUUUGAUCUAAUUUCUUAGCCUCCGUGAUCACAAAUUAUUUUUCCUGCCUAUCUCCAAGUGCUGCUUGGAUAUUCAUGAUGUUUCAAUCGUAAGUUUAUCGAUACCUUUUUAACUACCCGGGUUACCAUGUUCGUUGAUUCAUUUAUGCAGAUUACAAGGGCUCAUUUCCUGGAGGAAGCAUUGUAUUUUGGGCCAAUAUUUGGAGCUUGCCUUUCUUUUUAUGAAAUUGCUUUGCUUUUUGAGAAAACCCGCGGGGGGUUAUUCCCGAAUACCACGAGCGGUUAUUCCAGUAUUCCCAGUUUGUCUCGUGGGUAUGCUUUCGUAAGCAAGUCUAUGCGACCGAAUGAGCACUUUCAGCUUAAAAAACGUGUUUCAAUGCUUUCAGAAUGUCAUUAAAUGUUACCGGGAUUUAUUUUUUUCAUAUGAUAGUUAUCAUACCUCGGAAGUGUGAAUACUGGUCGCUUUAUGUAAUGGUAUCUUUUGCGUUUGGUGGACUGCGAAAUUUUUUCAGCAGAUACCUCAUAUAUAUACUGUCUUUCCCAGUUUAAAGGUACUUAAAUGCUUAUCGGCCUCAUGAAAUUCAAUAAUCUGUUUUUUUUCUAUAAUUUAGCCGUCUUCAGUGGAAUAACCUUUCACUCUUUGCUUAAGUUUUCACUUGAAGCCAAAAUGUGAUUCUGUUCGUCUGGGUUAUCUUGAUCACUCGCGUAGGUAUCAAUGGUUCACCCUCUAUUGAAAAAGUGCAAGACCGUCCUAGUAAUGGAAUUUUUUGAGAUCAUGACGCCAUCCUUUGAGGUUUAAAGUUGUGUUAGAUGAGUUAUAUCAAAUUUUUAUACCACUCCUAUAAGCGGAUGACCGGACAAAUAGCUGUGAAAUAAAACAUAGGGUGUAACGUCAAAAACUGGUAAUGGAAUGAACUCCAUAACGAAGUUGUGGCUUAUUGUUGCUGGCGACAUAAAUGUCUCACGUGUUUUCGUCUCUUCUAUCUUCCUCAACUAAUGAAUAUUUCUUUAGUUUUUGCUAUAUUUUUAUCUCAAUUUGAUGAAUCUGGGAUAUCAUUACUAUCCUUGUAUUUCUUAACACUGGAUGCCGGUUGUGAUCAUUUCAGUCUCUAAUCAUGUUAGUGCAUUAAGAACAGGUUACUUUUUGAUAUAUAUUAAAGACAAAAUGACCCUCAUUUUACUCUAGUAUAAAUUUAUGAAAGUCACGAAAGUCUUUGCUUCUUUGCAUCCUUGCAUUAAUAUUGAAUAAAUAAUGUACGAUAAGACUCUAUUUUGCAGGCAACAGGGUAUAUUGAAGAUGUUUCUUCAUUUUUAAAUGAAGCGACACUUGGAAUCUUUGUUUACAUAAUCAGAACAAUGCCUGCUCGUGAUGAAGAAAGGCAUACUUUCCAAUUUAUUUAUUUUAUUAUGUUUCACUUUUCUGAUUAUUUAAUAUCUAAAUUAUUGCGUGCGUGUUAUACAUCUUUUCAGCUUCUAUGUUCCCAAACAGGAAAGGGGUAUCCAUUUAUUUUUAAUUUUUUUAUUCUCAGUGACUUACAAGGUUUUCACUUUUAUGAUUUAAGAACAGUAUAAACACGAGUGGGUGAGUAUCAAAGAAUGGAUUACUCUCAUCUAAGAUUCUGUUAUGCUUUGUCAGAAAAACCUCUGAAAUCCUUAGUCUUUCACUGAUUACUCUGUCACAGGGAGAUAAAAAAAAAUUGACCCCUUUUUCUCCACGAUUAACAAUUAAAAUGCUUUCUAUUUUCUCUUUGGGAUAAGGUAUCUUAUUACGAUGAUUACCUGCAAAGGAAAACUGAAAUUUACGUUUUUUCUAUUCCUUUUUAUAUCCCCACUGAGACUACACUUUUUUAUCAUCUAAAUCCAGUUUUCCAUCGAAUCACUAACUAAAAAAGUCAUAUAAUCUUAUGAACGGACAGAUUUUUUUGUUCAUGUUAGCAUUAUGAGUGUUGAGCACACAAUUUUUUUUCCCCAAUACUAAUUUUAAUGUCGUAAUCAUGCUAAUCACUUCGUAACCUUUUAUCAAAUUAGCCUUUCGUUGAAUACUACGAUAAAAUCAUUCCUUCAUCUCUAACAUAUCCGUAAAAAGUCUAUAGUCAUGUUAAGGCAGACAAAGUGUUGCUUACUUUUUGAGUCAUCUUUGGACAGAAGCUUAGUUUUUCGAUACUCUUUCUAAAAUUCGUGUUGCAUUUUCUACAGAAAAUUUGACUGUCUCGAGGAGGCGCUUCUCUCAGAUGAUAUAAAAAAUAAAGAUGAUGAUGUUGAAACCAAGGUAUUCUUUUAUUUAACUCAUCUUCUCUAGAGUAUUACUUUAUUUAUAAUUUUAAGGAUUUGAAAAUAGAAUAAUCUGUCUUCGUAAGUUCAAUCAAAAUUAUAUUCCUUUGAUGAUAUCUUGGAUGGGAAUAUGUUUCAUGUAUUCCAGUUUCUUUAUUUUAUCUUUUAUUUUUCAAUCAUUUCGCCAUAAAGUUGCUUUAUAUUUUCUUCACUGAAACUACAUUUCAGCAUGAACCCGAAGCAACACAAUGAAAUAUAAUUAGCUAAUUUAGUGCACCAUGAUUACAUUUCCUUUUAAUUGACCAUUCAGUUUCCAGUAUUUUACAGGGUAAAAAUAUUAUAAAAAGACAACAGAAUCACAAAAAUACAUUUUGCGUUGUCAACUGGCUGAAAUAGCCGCUUGGAGUCGACAUAUUAACUAAAACUUGACUCGGAUCUAGAACUUAUCUCUUCGUUUAAAUAUUUGACUUUAGAUGGGCUGUCUGAACUCGGUUUAGUCGAAGAGAAGAUAGCGAAUGAUGGAAGUAUCUGAUCCCCUUAUCACCCAUAGGCCCCGCUAUAUUUUUCUGACCCGUUUGACAUGAGCACAUCUGUAUCAUUUGGGCGGUUCUUAAAGAAAUAGACGUCUAGACUAGACUUCUGGAGUUAAUCGUUUCAAAAGGUGCUGUAAUAUUUGAAGUUUCAUCUACAGACUCGUCUGAGUUGGAACCAACUCAAUCUGAGGCACCACCUAAUCAGCAUAAUAUGGCGUUGUUGGAAUGAUACUUGAAACUAUUUAAAAUUCCUUGUAUCUCAGUAAUGGGACAUGCAUAUCGCGCAUCCUACACAAAAACAGACGCACAUAAGCACUAGCUUUUUACGAGGUACCAUUCAUUUAUGUGACGUGUAUCGCGUAUGUAACAACGGAGAUAUGAGAAUGCGCGGAAAUUGUUUCACAAGGACAAGAUGGAACACUUAGAGUAUUCAUGUUGAUUCUGACUUCUUUGAUCGACCUUGUUAUGAGUUCAUGUAAAAACAUAUGAAACGUAGAUUAUUUAAUUUAAAUCAUUCAUAAAUAUUAUGGUUUUCAUGAUAAUUAUUUGGGAUUUUUCUUAAUUCAGAAAUGGAGCUUUCAAGUUUAUUGGAACUCGCUCACUUUCUCGAGAGUAAAGUUAAUGCUGGAUCUUGGUGUUCAAAGGCAACUUGACUUUCAGGAUCUAGUUCAGCUGCCUAGAGAACUUACGGCAUCUUCUUGCCACUUUAAAUUUUUAACGUGCUGGGUAAAAGAGAAAAGCAACCAUGCUUCUUCUCCAUCAUUAUUUAGAGCCAUGUUUUCUGCGUAUGGUUGGCCAUAUUUAUGCCUAGGGGCAUUAAAGGUGCUUUUCUAAUAUCUCUUUUUUUGGACAUUUAAUUUUAUUAUCUAGGAAUUUACCUUAUUAUGCUCCCGUUUCUGUUGGCUUAUUUCACGUUAGCCUAGUAAUAACUUAGAUUAUGUCACAUUCAAAAACUCAUUGAUAUCUUUUCUUGGCUAUGACGCUUUUUAUUUCACGUCUGAGAACCCUACAUUUUUGGAUGAGUAAAUUAAAUAUCAUCAUCUUAUUUCAUUCUCAUUGAUAGAUAUUAUUUUUUCACAAUUAUAAAUCUCGUUUUAAUUAUAUUUCAGUUAGAAAUAAACUACGUGAUGUAUAUGAGUAUUGCAUCAAGAUUGAAUUCUGCAAGUUCUGUCGUUCUGAUCCUUUGGCAUGGAACGUUGGUAUAAAAAAUAACUUCUAUUUUACAAUGAACCGGAGAUUUGCUUCCUCGUGACAGUGAGGCAAUUAAAUUUAAAUGAUGUUUUUUAUUUAUAUUUGAAUUUACUAUUAGGAUCAAAACCCUCAUACAACCUGCAUGAGACGAUGAAGGAGAGAUAAGAUCGAAGUAAAACAGAGAAGAGAGACAAAGACACAAAAGAACACAGAUUUGUGUAUCGUCGUCUAAUUCUAUCUCCAUGGGUAGAUUUAUUCAACUAUCGAGUUACCAAUCAGGAGAUAGGAUGUGGUAAAAUUAGAUACAAAGAGGCUAGGGAUGCGGUUCGGGUAAAGAGUUACCAAUACAUCCAUUACUUAAUGCAAAAAUCAGAUGGCUAAUGUUGCAGAGUAAAUUUUGAUGUUUUAGGAUGGUGUUAUUAGAUGUGUAAAUGGAGGUAUUGAUUAAAUGCAAAUCCUCUGGAAGAGAACUUAAGAUAUGUUGGGUGAAACUAAGAGUGAAAGUGGAGAAGUAAUUCAGGGAUAAAUUUAUGGAAGGAAGAAACUGAAGUUUGAAAACAAUCCGAUAGAGUUGUGUUAAGGACAAUUGCAUUAGAAAGCAUGGUCUUAGGAAUGACUGAAAGGUAAUACAUGAAUGAAUUUUUUUUCCCUGAAUAGAAUUUUGGAUCAAUUAAUGUCAUUAAUAAAGCUAGAACUGACGAUAAGAAAGGAUUUGAAGAAGCUGAAAGGCUCGUGCAUAAGUUAUGAACAAGAGAAGGGGGAUAAAAAAAUCAUAAUUUUUUUUUUUUAUAAGAGAAGCAGCCAUUUCAGAUGUGUUGAAUUUAUAAAAUUGAAAUAUGAGAAGCGGCUGCGAAUGGUAGUACACUGGAAAGUAUACUUAUUUUAUAGUGGAAAGUAUCGACCAUACUGACCAUGAAAUUUAUGGACUUUCACUUCUACAACUUGCCCAUCUGACUUUCGCUUAAUAAAAUUAUUCCUUUUCCUGUGAAUCUUUCAACUUUAAGCAUUUUAUCCCCUUCUAUUCCUUUGAGCACUCUAGGAAAUCCAUGAUGGGGACUACCCAGAUUUUGUUUCCUAGGAAGUGGUUAGAUUAGAUUAAUAUUAGCCGUUCUCAUCUAGUUUCAUCUUAAACAAGAUGAUAAGGGAUAUAAAUAAGCUAUAUAUUUUUUUAUAAUUUAGAUUGGGAGGUAAAUCCAAGGUUCAACAAACUGGAACCGUUCAGAUAGAUGGACCUCUCUGAAAAAGUGGCUGAUUGCUGUAAAGCUAUUUUUGGAGGUUUCACUGGGAAAAAACUAAGGUGAAAACAUGGUUUGAGUAGAUUAUCUGGAAGAAAUGGAAGAAGGCAAGAAAGGAAAAACAUAGAUAAAUAUGAUAAGGUCGGAAAACAAAGUGUUCAGCAGAGCGUUCUAGGUGAUCACUGGCUGGAUGCAGAAAUAGCUUACUGUUGCAGUGAUAGGCGCAGGUGGUGGCCAAUCUGUCACUCGGGUCCCCAAAUUUUUGUCAUCUUCCUCCUCCAAAUAGAUUAAAUUUUUCAACAAUUACCAUCAAUCCCUUUCAAAAACAAAGUUUUCAUAAGUCUCAAUAGAAGUACAAAUAUAUAUUUACAAUGACAACAUUGUUCAAAGUCCGAAAAUGUACUCUUUUUUUUUUUCAAAAGUUACCACUAUUGGAUCGUAACUAGAUGUUCUCAUAUAGUUUUCAUUUUAUGAUUUGAGUUCUUAUAACCUUUCUGGAUCAAUGUUGGUUCAAUCAGCAGAUUAAAUAUUGAAUGAACAUCUCGAAAUCGAGCGGGCAGCAAGAAAAAAAGUAAACCUAUCCAACAUCUGCUCUAUGUAGUGGUCGGCGGCUGUGAUUCCCACUCCCUUUCCCUGUCUCAUGACCAUACUGCUUCUCAUUUUCCAUUUUAUAAUAAAGUGGAAUCUUAUCCUAUUCACUAGAUACUCAUAAAUAAUCUGACUGUGACGCGAAUUUUUAAAAAUUAUUCAAAUUUUAUUUCAGAUAAUUGAUUGACUUCUACAUUUAGCGUUAAAACGACCAAUCUUUUGUUUGGGCUGAAAUAAUGCAUUCUAAUAAAAAUUUUAUUGCUUUAUCAGGUUACCGUAGAAAAUAAAUUAUAUAUUUGACAAUUAUUGUAAUCUCUUCUUCAGAUAGUUAAUGACGUCAUGGGUUUUGCCGGACCUUUACUCCUCAAUCGACUGAUCUGGUUUCUUCAACGAGGUCUAUCCCACACUAUUUCGAAUUCUUAAAAUUUUCAUUUGCUUCAUAACGAUUGAUUCUGAUUAUGUUAUAUUUCGUCAUAUAUACACUAUUUUGGUACUCAAUUUUGUUUCCAUAUCUAAAAGCUUAGUAUUGUGCUUGUGUCUAUAUGUCUGUCUUGACGUAAAUUCUUCUGAUAUUUGUCUUGUCAUUGAUGUUAUAAGUAGAAUCUCUGUUUUGUAGUCAUCUAUUCACCAGUAUUUUCAAAUCGAUCAAUAGCAAUAUAUUACCGUGAUUUCUAGGUUAAGAAUUUUUGCUUCAGGUCAUAUGACUGCCCUCCCCACCCCUUCCCCCUACUGAGAGGUACAUAAUGUCAAUUAAGUAAAUCAAGGAAUAAGAGACCAUUUAAUUAGCUGUCUGGGAAGUUAGUUUCCCUGAUCCACUUCUAGGCAUUUCUAAAUUUAUAUUAUUUAUAUGGGAUCUCCUGAAAACAGCUUGAGAAAGAUUCCAAUGGACAUUAGUGCCUCUUGCAAUUUCUCAAAAGAAUCGUUUUUCCAUUCCAUUUGAUUACGCAAAACUUCCAUUUUUAGUCUAUGUAAAGAAUCGCUCAUACUGAAAAAAAAUCAACCAUGUCCAUUGAAAUUUAUGUCCCUAUUCAUGAUAUAUCAGAGAGGAGGUUUAAAUGAAGAUUGUAGUCGUUGGUCGGAAGAUAUGUAUAAGAAUAAAAUAAAUUGGAAAUUAGAAAAAUGAAUGGUGAGUUGUGAUUCUAGUCGUGGUUCAAUCAUAUUCCAUACGUCCACCCUACUAGUGCAAAAACCGAUGAGUUCCAUCAGUCUUCAAUAUUUAUGUCUUGUGACAUUACUGCCCAUUUAAUGGCGAAAGAUCAAAUGAUAAAACAAUCGUCUGAUAUUGGAAUGUUCCAUGUUAACGCACAUGUACAUAAGAUACUACAAAUUUAAUAUAAAUUUCCGCCAUGAACGAAGGAAAAUUAUCUAAUUUUGAUAGUCACGGUCUAAAUUAUUUGAUAUUAGGACUAAGUUUCGAAUGGGAGCGUAGAAUAAUGUAUCUCCAUUAGAAUGCAUUUUUUAAUUAAACCAAAAUUCAAGCGAGAAAACUCUGAAGCAACUUUUCUACAUUGCGAGAAAAUAACUCUGUAUAAUUCGGAAAAACAUUUUUGAAUAAAAAAAUUUGUUAUUAUUUCUGCUUCCUGCAGGUUCUGGUCAUCGUGAUGGAUAUAUUCUGGCUGUUUUAUUAGGCCUUACUUCUACUAUCAGGUAAUUACAUUCCCUCUUUGACGUGUUGGAUCUAGGUUAUAUAUUAAGACUCUAUAAUAACGUCAGUCUCAACAAAAACAGAGGCAUAUGAUACGAGAUAAGUAUUUCGAUAAAAUUAUAUUGUCAAUCGAUCCCGUCAUUUCUACCUGCUUCGUUUCUAUUGAAAACGUUCCACUGUGACAAUUUAAAUUAUUAAGUUGCCUUCUUCUUGUCUAUUUCGUGUUUUUUACAGUUAUCGCAAGGGCUCCUUGUGCUCUGCAUGAUUUCUAAUUAUAGAAAGACCUGAGACUUGUGUGAAAACUUAUCCAGGUCAUAGAGCGUACCUAUCCAUUCUGAUAUUUUAAGAAAAAUAUUAGCACUCCACAAGUGAGGAUCAAAUAAAUAUGAUGAAAAUUAUUUUGAUAUUCACAUAAUUUAAUUCUAUGAAUUAUUAGCCAAGCUUUUUUUUAAUUAUCCUAAGUAUAUAAAUUCUAUAGGUAGCGAGGAAAAAAGGUACUAGGUAUUUCUAUUUUCUCUCUCCUAAAAACCAUUAUUUCUGGAAAACUGUUUGAAUGUCACCUUUUUUAACUGUUCUUUAUAGAUGUUUCGGGCAUAGACCAACUCGUGAUCAAAUUUUCUGUACAAAAGGUUUUUCUUUUUCUUUGAGCUAUAAGAUGAAAUCACCUUUCCAUGUCAUUUAUAUUUUUCAUGAAAGCGGGAUGCAAGAUUCAGACCUAAAAAGGAAGGAAAUGUAAAACGAAAAAGGCUUCCUGGGCAGACUUAGUCUGUGGUAACAUAUUGACCUCAAUGCGAAAAUAAACUCUCAGACCGUGGAAUGUCUACCUUUAUUCGUCUGAGUUUUGAGUAGGGCAUUUUAUUUUUUUACUCCCAGAGGGAGGUAUUUGUGUUAGAGAUGGACAGGUUCUCAAAAUAUCUCAACGUAGCGUAUUGCAGCAUAUUGUAUUUUGGUGAUACAGUCGCUAAGGACACAUAGUCUUAUUAAAAGUGAGCGUUUAACAAGGUUAUGAGUUUUUUUUGCGAGUCUUAUUCAAAUGGAGCAAAAAAAAAUAAGACUAUUUUUUUUUUGCUCCAUUUGAGGAAUGGAGAAAUUUUAAUAUCCUCCAACAUGGUGGCUUCUUAAGAUGAUCAUUUAUUUUUUUUCUAUCUUUAUUUUUACGACUAGCAGUUUACCCAAAUUAGUUUAUUCAAAUAUUAUUAAUUAAUUGUGGUUCUGAAAAUUGAAUCGUUGCAUAGAUUUUUUUUUAAUUCAUCUUGGUAUGUACUUUCUUAUCCAUUAUAAUUAUUCUUGUUUUUAUUCAUCAUCAUAGAAAAGAUGAAUCAUAGUUUUCUACAAUAAGAAGUUUGAAUUUCUCAAAAUGAAGCUAUUGUUUGAGACUCAAUUAAACCCAAUUCUUCAAAUUCACUUUUAUGUGUCUGUUCACCUUUGAAUUUUUCCUCAAUUGGACAUAUUCCUUUCUGAGUUAGGAAUAAUCUCAUUAAUUCCGGCGUUUUCUUAUCAUUGAAGCAAACGCAUUUCAGGUGAAUGGAAUUUUUUUGACUAUGCAGGGCAUAAUAGAGCAUAUUUUCAUGGGUCAUACGAACUUUUCAUUUUGGCCAUCAUAGAACAUCUUUUAAGAAGCAGGACAAUUGAAUAUUUCAAUUAGUUGAUUCAUUAGAUAUAUUAUUUGGUUUUUCAUAGAUUUCCUUAAUGAUCAGUUCAGAAAAUUUUGAAAUAAAACUAUGAAUUAAUUAUCGGAUUCAUCUAGUAGUGUUUGAUGAAAAACGAUUCAAUUCUAAUUAAUUUAUAAUCUAUCAUAUCUCGACGUUUCUUGUACGAGAGAAUUAGAUUGCUCUCAACAGCAUGUCUUCUUCGUUAAUGAUGUAAAAUAGAUGCUUUCAAACGAUGUAAACUUUCUAGAAACUAGAGAUUGUAAUUUUUUUUUAUGCAGAUCCUUCCUCGAUACGCAAUACUCUUUUCGCCAAAUGAAACUGAAGUUGACGCUACGAUCAAGCAUUAUGACAAUUAUUUAUCACAAGGUUACUGCUGUAAUUCAUUUCUUGUUCAACUCAUUUCCUAUAAGAUCCAAAAUAUUUGACAAAAUAAUUACUUUUGAAUUUGACUGAAGCACAAUGGUGAAUAGUGUAUUUUUUCAGUGAAAUCCUGUUACGUUGUAAUAUAACUAGUAGGCUUUAAACAACCAAUUAGCUAACUAGUGUAUUUUUUAGAUGUUCUCACAAUGGUGGCAUAAGAAAAAUCAUAUGAAAACUAAAUACGAUUCUUCGUAAAAUUGAAUAAUGGGAAACAAGAGUCAUGGGUUUCAGUUGUGAUUUGCUUUCUGGACAACAACUCAGCUUUUCACAUGCAGAUAAUUCGACUGUGUUUUCAUUCACCGUGAUGAAAAUGUUGAACUUUUUCUCUAAUACAUCAAGGGAAGAGUAGUUAUGUUUUGGUAUUUCACUUUAAAAGUUUUUCCUUAUGCUGUGUGUGCAGGUCUGUAAAUAUCUCGAUGCAUGGUUUUCUAUGGAAGUGUAUUUUUUUGUGUAAAAGAGUAACACAAGAAUUUUUUAUGACUUGUCACCUUUGAUUACUCUACUCUAUUAAGGAACUCUUAGGUUCCACUAAGUCCAUUGAGGUAAAAACGCGGAACAUUAUAUCGUUAACAUGUAGGACCUUUUUAUCUAUGACUCUAUACAAAAUCUAAUUACACUCAAUAUUUUUUUCUAGUGGUAACUUACUACCAUUAAGAAUCCUUACAAAAAAUUAAAUAGAAAACUUGCAUCUUUGAAAAAAAAAUCUUAGAGAAUAUGAAUGUAGACCCUUGAAUAUGCAACCUUGAAAAAUCAUUUCACAACGGUUUUUUCUCAAAGAAAGCUUUAAAAUAUGUGAAACAUUUAGAGUUUUUCAAGCCUUUGUGAAAAGGAAAACCUAAGAAGAAAAAAUAAAACUCAAGUACGUCAAUUCCUCAAUUUCUUCUGGCCUCUCUUUCCUUCUCCCUACCUGUCCUCUAUCUCUCUCUCUCUCUCUCUCUCUCUCUCUCUCUCUCUCUCUCUCUUUCGAUAAAGCGUGUAGUUAGAGCUAAGUUGAUAACUUGAACACAUUUAAGCUUCCUUUGAUUAAGUUAUCUUUAUUCAGUCUUUUGAUGUAAGAGUAAGGCUGUUGUCGAGAUAAGUUGUGGUUCUGGUAACCUAGUAGGAUCUCCAAAGUUGGAUUGAGGGAUAGAGUAAGCAUGAGGUCGGAUGAGUCACAAUUAAUAUCUUAUGGAUCACGUGAUUGUUUCUCAUCUCGGUAAAUUUUGUUUUGUGAAUGUGAUUCUUGUACAAAUUGUUCACAACUCUUUGAAUGUGUAAUUUUUCUGGAAAUUUAUUAUUGUUUUACCAAACAAUGCCUUCAUUUCACCAAAAUAAAUCAUGUUUCCCCUUCCUUUUAAUUGAUUUUUUUGUCAAAUUCAAUUUGUAAAGGAAACAGUGGAGUAAAAUGUCCCAUUCAAAUUAUUAAGCUCCAUAUUUACCCUAUUUGAUAAGCUUUUUAGGCUCUCACUUUUUUUCUUGUUAGUGCCUCCGAGUUGGCCUUGCUGAGCGCUCAAAGUUUUCAGAGGGUGAAAUCCAGACGUUCAUGUCUGUGGACGUGGAACGAACAAUCAACCUGUGCAAUAGCCUUCAUGAUAUGUGGAGGUACUGUCUUUAGGGCAUUUGAUUCAAUCAAACUUUCAAUGCAAAAAUGAAUGUCUGGAAAUUUAAUGUAUCAUGGCAAUUAAUAUGUUAUCAUUACCCAAAUGCUCAUUUGACCAUUGAUUUAUCUUUUGCAUGAUCAUUUCCUGUAAAAUGACGUUUCCUUCCAUUAGUUGACACUACAUUUAUUGGAUGGGACUCAGGGUCCAACUCAAUAAAUGAAAAACUAAGCUAGAUUUAACUUUUAACUUGUGCAUUGUGUACAUAUUAGUCUAAUUUCCCGUACACCAUAGUUAAAUACUCAAUUUGAUGAUGAAAUUUUUAUCUUCAAGGUGAGACCUGUGCUUUCUAACUGUUAAUGAUAGAUCUGGAAUUCUUCGGUUUCGAGGCCUCUUUAUUAAGCGUAAAUCUCUAAUUUUUGGUGGUCUUAUGUAUUAGCUUUUAACUAGGAAAAGUCUUGUUGGGAAAAAUAAGUAACAUAAAAUGGAACACCUCUCGCCUUUAAAAUGGCAACAACGCCUUUCAAUCUUCUUCAUCAUCAUUAAACGUGGAAGAAUAGGGCAGAUAUUAUUAAUAUGGGGCUGCUUUGACUCAUCAUUAUUUAACUCGAAGUAUCAGGACCUUAUGCGAGUGCAGAAUUAAACGGCUAUACAUCCAUUAAGACCUUAUAUCGAGAUGGAGGUGAGUUAAAGGUCUGAUAAAACCUAUGCUUGCCUGAAGUCUAGUGAUCUGAUUCAGUGAAAAUGAUUCUAUUUUGUAGAUUCGUGAAAUGAGCGUCAGCCUUUAUGAUGUUUUUAAUUUCCCUAGAUUGCAAAGAUAUUUUUUGAAGCCUAAUCUCACAUGCUUGUCGACUGAGACUGAUUUUUUUAAUUGAAAAAACGAGUAUCAUCCCACACAUUUAGAAAAGAUUCGCAUCAUAUGAACCUCAACCUAUACAUUUUUAAUGAAUUUCAUUCCAUGUUUAAGUGGUUUACAAUUCAUGAACCAUGAAACGAGCUUUAAGUCAUAUUUCAAUGGAUUUCAUCCCAAACACUUCUUUACCGGGCCUCAACCCAAGAAAUAUUUCUUAAAAAAUGCUUCAUCUCAUGAAUUUUCAAAGGGAUUCACUCCUCCCCAGAUUUUAGUUUAUACAUAAUUUCUUAUACAAUGAAAUUUAUUUAUUUUCAAACACAAUUGAAAUGGAUCUAAUCUAAAGAUAACAAAUAACGUCUUCCAAAAAGUCACAAAGAUAACAAGUUUGAAAAAGAAAUUUGAGCAAACCCUGACGUAAAAACUCAAUCGUGUAGAUCUUAAACAAAGCUGAAGCCAAGUAAUUUGGGAACAUAUCCGAAAAAAAAUGUCAUUAGAAUAAUUUACAGCAUAUUUCACCUUUAUCAGACAACUAAAUUAACUUAAGAUUAGUGAAACCUUCUCGAACAACAUCUCUACGACCCAACGAGUGUAAAUGAAGUCGAGUAAUAGGGUACCAUAUAAGUAAGCCUCAUACCCUAAUAAUUUGGACACUCGAGACCAAUCCUCCAUGUUGUAUUAACGACUCUGACAAUCGCAUGUGAAUCACAAAUCAGCAAAACCCAAGUCAGAUAUCACAAAUCAGUUUGAGAUAUCAAAUUAUUCUCUGAAGAUGUCAAGGUGUUCCAAAAGGAACUAAAUUACUCUGAAGGUGUUUUUCCAUUUCUGUAGUCAUGAAUUGUUAAGUUUCCUUACUCUUCUGCUCUGCUUUAUCUAAGUAAAUUAUGUUUUCGCCAUGAACUGGGCGUAUCAUUUAAACCAUUGCAUACUGCUUCUAGCUUACCAUUGCAGAUUGGAGUCGCUCUAUAUCUGCUAUACACACAAGUCAAAUUUGCUUUUAUCUCUGGAACUGCAAUAACGAUAUUGCUCAUCCCAGGUAGCGAUGUUAAAAACAAUUUGGUUUUGGGCUGUUUACUAAUUCUCUUUAUUUUCACGUACGACAUAAAUAUUAAUAAAGAUAUUCCAAUUAUUCAAUUCUUCUAAACAGUGUGAUGAACUUUUAAGAAUAUAGUUUAGAUUCAUAUCUUUUUUUCCCCUGACGCAGUUAACAAAUGGAUUGCAACAUUGAUUUCUAGUGCAACAGAGAAAAUGAUGAAGCAGAAGGAUGAGAGGUAGAGCAACUGCGUUCCUGUUACAAUAACUUGAUAACUUUUCUCGACUAUAGAAAUAACGAGCAAGAUCAAUGCAUUUGGAACUAUAAAGUAGUUUUCUUAAAUGUCACAAUAUUUUUGACAUGUCCAUUUUGAAACGAGAAUCGUUUUAAUCGCCAGAUACAGUGGCAUACAUGAAGAGUCUUUAGAGUUCAUUUUACGACAAGAUAAUUUUAGUGCAUCUAAGGUCUUAAAUGAACUGAAAGUUUUUAUUUAUUAUGUUUUCCAAGUAGAUUCAGAGAGCGCAGUAGCUACAUUUUGGGACUUACUCUACAAAUGUGACAGAAACUAGAUAUCGCUGAUUAGAUACCUCGUAAUUUCAGGGUUAGAAGUACUGGAGAACUCUUGUCAUCGAUACGAACUUUGAAGAUAUACGGCUGGGAACUUCUUUUUGCGGAUCGAUUGCUGGAGAAAAGAUCACUUGAAGUGAAACAUUUAUCGGUAUAAGUGUUUCUUAAUCAUUUCAUUUGGGUCACUAAGGCGUGUGGACCAUUUCUUGUUACACUGAGAAUUUCAACGUAUGGUUCUUGUCGAUAGGGACAUAUUCUAACAGCAUUUCAACUCCUGCUAGACUCGAAAAUAUUUAGAUGCGUGGUGCGUAUUCUUUUGGGCGACAACACCAACCCUUUUCUCCUUAUUUACAUUUGGGCUAUUUACGUUGACGGGGCAUCCACUGAAUGCUGCAACGGUAUCACCAUCAAGAACGUAAUAUUUAACUUAUGUUUCAGUUAUUGGGUGCCUUGGAAACUGAUGCGCAUAUAUUUUGUACUUUCAGGUUUUCACUUGUGUUGCUCUUUUCAAUACGUUGAUUUCUCCACUAAAUUCUUUCCCCUGGGUGAUUAAUGGAUUAAUUGAUGUAAGCUUUAGACUAUCAUAUUAAUUCCUGAAUAUGUAAAAUUUUAUGAUAGUGAUAGAAACGCAAGAUUGUGCAUCGCAGGCCAUAAUUUCUGCACGGAGGCUAAGCAAUUUUUUGUCUUGUCCUGAGUCUAAUCUUCGAUUGGGGCAACAAUCUGAUGAACUGUUUCACGAAGAUGAUUCCUUACCGAUCUCUAAUGUUGAAGGUAAUGGGGCCGAUCUUAGACAUAUGGAUGUCAUCUUUCAAGACGCAGAAUGUGUGUGGUCAAGCAGCAAUCAGGAGGCACAGAAUGUGGUCUUGAACUGUGUAAAUCUCCGCAUUCCAAGGGGUUUCCUUGUGGCUGUAAUUGGAGAGGUUACUUUCUUUGCGUAAAGAUUUCACUGUUAUCGUUUUCUUAUUCGCAGCUUUUUGUCUAGCAAGUGUACAUGUCAGCUCAAAAUUUAUUUACUGAUCUGAAUUUAUUUUUUUAUCAAAUUUUCAUAGAUUUUAAACCGUCAUAACUUCCCAAAUAAUGCUCCUGAUGAAUCAUCAGAGUGAAUGCUGUCGAUCUCUUCGUAUAUAUAGCAACGUUGUAAAAUGUUCCCUAUUUCUUGGACACAACAGGAAUGGUGCAUAUGGUCUUCGAUUUGUGUCACUUAAAACCUUAAGGUCGUCAAAAUAUUUAUCCUACGUGUACCGCACUGUAGGUAAACUGAAAAUAUUUCGUGCUGUUCUCACUGCUUCUUAUCGUUUUUGAAAGUCACUUUUGUUUCGUGAAAUUGAUGAUGUUAAUUUUAUUUUAAUACACAUUUGAGUUAAGAAGUUAAGCGCAUGUUAAAGCCUCCGAGAUGAUCCAUAUUUAUUCUCCUUAUUACUUUUAAGGUAAGAGAGAUUCAUAAUCAUCGCCUAGAUUUGCAUAUCUGGUGUUUCUAUAUUCUAUUUACUCGUUUUGCCUGGCCCAAACAUAUAAUUUUCUAAUUGACAACUUAUCUUGAUUCUCGGAAGCAUUUGUUGUGUACGUCUUUGAUGCUCGGCAAUGGUUGGGUUUUUACAGAUCAUUUUUUUCUAUGUAUUAAAUGCGAAAAUAUUUUAGCAAAUGAGACAUAAAUAUUGAUUUUUUACGGUGGAUUCAGAUUGAAACCUGUUGUUACCCUAGUAUAGUUACAUAAUACAGGAUCUUUAUUCAGUUACCAUGUUUUAUUUAUAUUGAAUGCAGGUUGGUUCAGGCAAGUCAGCAAUGCUAAAUUCAAUACUUGGGGAGAUGCGCCUUUUACGUGGAUCAAUAAGUAGUCAUGGGACUAUCACCUAUGUGCCUCAGGUUUUCGUGGAUAAUAUUUAUUUCUUCCUAAGAGUCCAAUUGAUUGCGUCAUUUAUGAAUAAAGUUCAUUUCAUUUUAUUUAAUUUUAAUCUAUUGAUUUAUUUCUAGGUUCCAUGGAUUAUGUCGGGAUCUGUGCGCAAUAAUAUUCUGUUUGGAGAGGAAUAUGAUUCUAGAAGGUAUAUUGAAGCAUUCUACUUUGCCAUAGAAAAUAAACUAUUAACAUUUACUCUAUUUUACUGUGAUAUCUGUGGAAUAUUUGUCGAUAAAGCAAGCCUCUAAUAUUUUGUUUCUUGGGGGGGCGAUGGCCUAACUUUCUAUUCAUCAGAUGCAUCUCUAAGAAAAAAUCUUGGAUAAACUCUUAGCUCUAUGUAUGCAGGUAUGCAGAUGUGCUGCAUGCGUGCGCACUUGAUAUUGAUAUCUCGAAAAUGGUGGGAGGUGACCUGUCUCACGUUGGAGAGAAAGGUGUCAAUUUAUCUGGUGGUCAGAGAGCACGCCUUGCUCUCGCAAGGUAUCACAAGUUUUUUUGAGUUUUUCAUUCGCUUCUACUUUUAAUCGUAAAUGUCACAAUAAUUAUUCUCAGGGCCCUCUACCAAAGGUCCGACAUUUACUUUCUUGAUGAUGUGCUAAGUGCGGUUGAUGCACAUGUUUCUCGCUGGAUUUUAGACAAAGCCAUUCUGGGUCCUUUGAUGAACAAGAAGACAAGAAUCUUAUGCACUCAUAAUGCGAAGGUUUGAGAGUCUUGACUUAUUUAAAGUUUUCUGUUUUCAGUCUCGAAUCAAAGUUUUGCCCUGAAGUGUAUAUUUUCUCGACGCAGCGUGCGUUCUUGAUUAAGUUAUCUGUCCUAUCAAUACACCUACAUGUUUUUUUUCCUUGGUAAAUUUUUAUUUACCUUAUCACCUGCGAACUUGGUAUGACGAUCGAGAUGGGCAUCUGAGCAUAUAUUUGUCCUGAACAUCAGAACUAAGAAAUGAACUCGAAAGCUUCCAUGAUCAGUAUCUAGUUGAAUUAUUGUUAUUUAGAUCAAAUGAUAGCUUCUUGAAUUGUGACUGGGGUAUCCAUUAUGUGUAAGCGCAGAUCUGAAAUAUUGUCCUUGGACUUGCAGAUCUUUUUCUCCUUCCCUAGAGAAGGAAGUCAACUUAGUGUUUUGGGGUUAAUAGCUUAACACUUUUCUCUCUUUCUAUGUAGGCAAUUUCUACAGCAGAUCUGAUUAUUGCCAUGGAAAAGGGAUCGGUAAAGUGGUAUGGGAAUAUGGCAAGCUUUGUCCUAACCCCAUAUGCAAUAAAUUCUAUGUUAGCAGGUAGAAGUGAAAUAUCAUGCCAGCAACUAGAACAGAGCUCCACCAUUGAUUCCGGGAGUGUGACUUCUGAUGUUUCAAUAGAUAGAGAUUCUACAGAUAUAUCUGAAGAGGGCCAAGACAGUACUGAAAAAGAAUACAGACAAGAGGGUACAGUUAAACCUAUCGUGUACAAGUGAGUGAACCACGAUUAUUGGUGAAAAUUUUCCCGCGAGGAUUUUCGACGUUUAAUUGAGAUAGUACUGAUGCUUGUGUGUUCGCACAUAUUAUGCUUCUCACAUUGUAUUGCAACCUUGCUCACCUAGAUAUCAUGUGAUACAGUUAACAUGCUAAGUAAUUAUUACCUUCAUACAUAUUUUUUAGGUGAUUUUAUUAUUUUCAAGUAUCUUUGAUGUUAGUCUAUGAUAUCUGUUUCCGUGCUUCAGGAGCUAUGCUAUGUUUUGUAGCUGGCCUGUAGUCUCUGUAAUAUGUAUAUCAGCUGCUUUUAUGCAAGCAUCUCGAAAUGGGAAUGAUCUUUGGUUAUCUUAUUGGGUCGAUACCACUUCGGAAGCAAAGUACUCCACAAGAUUUUAUCUGGUAACUUUUUUCCUCGUCUACUUCUAAAACGCUAAAAAAUUAUAUGUAUAAGAUUGACAUUUUAUUCUCCUGUUUCUUUGAAGUCUUGAAAGUAUCAUAAAAAUAUGGCCUCUGUAUUGAAUAUGUUUGAUGGUUUCUUGUCUAGGUCGUUCUUUCCAUCUUUUGUGCAGUAAAUUCUCUGUUGACCUUACUAAGGGCAUUUUCAUUCGCCUAUGGCGGCUUAUCUGCUGCAACUCGUGUUCACAGUGAGGUCCUACAAAGAUUAAUUGACGCACCUGUGCACUUUUUUGAUCAAAACCCAAGUGGAAGGAUACUUAACAGGUGGGGUAUCGGUUAAAUCUGAGAAUAUUUGCCUUCAAGAUUUUCCUGCUAACCUUUUGGUUAUAUUUCAGAUUAUCAUCAGAUCUGUAUACAAUUGAUGAUUCCCUUCCAUUCAUUCUCAACAUUCUUCUAGCGAUCUUCAUUAAUCUCUUGGGAAUUGCAAUAGUUUUAACCUACGCACAGGUAAAGAUAUUUUUCAGUUACGAAAAUUUAUCCAUUGACUAUUUAUCUUAGCUGUCUUCAAUCGUAAUAUUAAUCUAACCCACGAUUGUCUAAUCCACAUCUUUGAACCCUUCCAGGUUAUUUUCUUGUUUCUUCUAGUUCCAUUUUUCUAUGUAUUUACCAAGUUACAGGUACGUAUCUUGAAAUUUGUCUCUCAAGUAGCUCUUCAUAUCGCUGUAUUGAUAUCUUUUAGAGUAGAUUUUAUUGUCCUCACGAGAAUCCAUAAAUGAGAUCGUAUAACCACAUUUUUAGUGUUUGUUUUGACCUCACUAGUUCUUAGCAGCUGACAUGUUUGGGUCUUUUUAAUCUCUACUAUAUCUGAAAACUAAGUUACAGAGAAGAAGAGGUUUUCUUUUUAAAAGUAGAGACGUUCAGGAGAAUUGGUGAAAUAUUGAAUAUAUGGCUAUGCCUGUGCGAGUCGGAGGUUUGCCAGAAGAAUGCUUCAUAAUGGAGAGGGGGCUCUGUUUCCUUUUUCUCCCUUUUUUUUAAUUGAUUCAUGCUAGACUUCAGGGAUGUAAAGAAAAAUUUAUUAAAGGAUUAUUUUAACUUACAGGAUAAUUAUUAAAAUUUUCUUGCAGGUUUUUAAAUUAUUUCAAGUGAUUAAAACUGUUGAUAAUAUGAUGAAGAGACCUUGCCAAAAACAAAUUUGCUCUCAACUCCAAAUUUUAUGCUCGGGAAGAAAAAAACUCGGCCGUUAUUUCUUUUAUUAUAUAUGAUUUUUUUUUCUCUUCAAAUAUUCUCUUUGUUUUUUUUCGAGGAUCUUUCACCCAUUAUCAAACUUCGCAUCUUUGGGUAUAAUCCUUAUUUCAAUUUAAUGUGACCUCGAUCACUAAACGUUGAAGGCAUGCAUUUACCAUACAUAGUUGGGGUUCAUUUCAGGUUGACAGCUGGUCAAUAUUCCUGUUAAAUUCUUCACCGAUUGAUGCUUCACCCAACCCGGAUUGAUGGCGAUGGUUCUGACGCUAUUGAUUAAUUUGCGUUUUUUGUACAUACGCUUACUUUUACAGUACUAUUAUCGGUCAACUUCCCGGGAACUGCGAAGACUGGACAGUGUCGCCCGUUCGCCCAUCUAUACGUCUUUCACUGAAACCAUUGAUGGCUCGUCUACCAUAAGGGCAUUUAAGAAAGAGGUAUGAAAAUCAUAAAUUAUGGAGCGGAUCAGCAUUUCGACUAGUUGUGCGUGCCUUUUUCCAAGUACCGAUUUUCAUCUUUUAUUUCCUUAGAAAAAGUUCCUGUUUUUUUUUUUCCAUUUGAAGUACUCCUUUCAAAUAUUUUCCAUCCAAUAAAUUAGUAAUCGCCAACGAGUAGCAUGCCAUUUUAAGAAAGAGAGCGUGCAUUUAUGCGAUCAGGGAAGAAAAGUUUUGCUCCUUUUGACUGUGAGGCGUGCAGGAACUGUUCAUGUCUGAAUUCAUGCGACACGUUGGGUCUUAUCAGCAAACAUCCUACUCAGAAUCAACAGCAAGCCUGUGGCUUUCUCUCCGGCUUCAGGUACGUUUCCUGCUUCACUAAGUUUCAGACCUUUCUCUCAUAAGCCUUUCAUAUUGAACUCGCGCAUGUUUUAUAAUAUAAGUAUUGAAAUACAAUGUUAACCUCAUGGUCUCCUUAACCAUUAUGGGAAUUCGUUAGUUAUUGGCAGCAGUCAUUAUCUUCUACGUUGCUCUGAUGGCAGUCAUCGGCUGUCGUAAUGAUCUCCCAAUUAGCUUCGGAACGCCUGGGCUAGUGAGCUCACCAUACAAACUCUCCGUUGCAAAAUUUCUAAUUAGACUCUAAUAUUUUCUCCAAUUGGAAUGAGACGAUGGCUUUUCUCGUUGCAGGUAGGUCUGGCCCUGUCUUAUGCAGCACCUGUGGUCAGUCUCUUGAGCGGUUUCUUAACUAGCUUCGCGGAAACUGAGAAGGAGAUGGUUUCUGUGGAGAGGGUGAUUGAGGUGCGUUGGAGUAUAAUUCGUUUAAUUAGUCCGAAUAUCCGAAAAACAUUAAACUCUGGCCCAUUGCAAGUAGUACAGGGAUAUUCUCCCGGAAGAACUUGGGGGAACACAGGCCCCACAUCCAGAUUGGCCAACGCAAGGCAUGAUAGAGUUUGAACAUGUGACUCUGAGAUAUCGGCCAUCAUUCCCAGCUGCUCUUGAUGAUAUUUCAUUUAGCAUCCUGCAAGGGACACAGGUCAGCAAGAAAUUAGCCAGAACGCUGCAAUAUAUUCAUGAAUGCUGAUUUAUUCCUGCUGUUUUCGAAGCUUAUCCCUGGCAUUUGCGAGCUAUUUCCUAACAGAUGGAUGACUGAAAUGACGCUAGGUUGGUAUCAUCGGGAGGACUGGCGCAGGAAAAUCCAGCAUCAUAAACGCUCUUUUUCGCAUGAACCCAAUCUGUCGAGGACGAAUCCUCGUGGACGACGUCGACAUCUCCCAUAUUCUAGUGAGAGAACUUCGGUCUCGCCUUGCCGUCGUUCCUCAGAGGCCGUUCUUGUUUGAGGGUUCCCUCAGGUGGUCUAACUACAGCAGUCAUACGGCCCAUCAACUCACCUAUCUUUUCUUUAUAAUUUCAGAUGGCUGAUUUCCCUGUUACACUGUCUUCUGAAUUAUCAGGGAAAAUCUUGACCCGUUUGGCCUGGCAAGCGACUCCAUGAUUUGGGAAGCCCUCCAUAAAUGCAAUGUCAAGGAAGACAUAGCGGCGGCUGGGGGUUUGGACGCCCAGGUGAAGGAAGCCGGCGGGUCAUUUUCAGUGGGACAGAGACAGCUUAUAUGCCUUGCGCGUGCACUGCUCAAGUCUUCCAAGGUACUCUCGGCCUUCUCAGUCGAUUAUCCGCAGAAGACAUUUUGAUAACCUCCGACUCUCCUCAUCAGGAUGAUCUUUUACCUGCAGGUACUUUGCCUCGAUGAAUGUACAGCCAAUAUCGACACUCAGACUGCAUCGAGGAUCCAGAAGACGAUUUACAGGGAGUGUAAGGACAUGACGGUGGUCACAAUUGCUCAUCGCAUCGCAAUGGUUCUGAACAUGGACAGUGUUCUCGUCCUAGACCACGGAGUCCUGGUAUUCAUCCUCCUCUUCUCUCUAUUCUAUGUGUAGAAUGAAUCAAACUCGGUGAUGCUUCCCAAAGUGCCCUUUUGAUAUGAUUCUUGCGUCCAUCUACUAGAAUAAAUUCCUGUUCGUUCGAUACUUACUCCGCACUGCGUGCCCUCCUCCAUGCAGUUAAAUAAAUAAGUAGAUAGAUAACCCUUGUACUCAUAUUUAUAAGACAAAAAUGCUGUACAUCUGAGGAUGGUGAUGGUUACCCAUGAAGUUGGUUCAUCCCUGGGCGGGUUCCAAGAAGUAGCUUACCCUUUACAUUUGAUGGCCAGCACCGGGCUCAUACUAAUCAGCCAACUGAUUCCUCACCUAUGUCUCUGCAGGUGGAGCAAGGAAACCCAGAGGUUCUUCUGAAAGAUAACCACUCCAGAUUUUCAAGCUUUGCAAGGGCUUCCACCUUCUAA